This is a messenger RNA of Triplophysa dalaica, 4443 nucleotides long. It is a transcript of the gene tmem74b, whose product is annotated as transmembrane protein 74B. Lineage: Eukaryota; Metazoa; Chordata; Actinopteri; Cypriniformes; Nemacheilidae. The record is from RefSeq and is a predicted model, not a curated record. The transcript is spliced from 2 exons. Bases 374 to 1078 code for a protein of 234 amino acids.
CCAAAAAAAGAUCAGCAUGGACGAUAUAACAGCCUGAUCAAUGAACUGACAGAGUAGAUCUCAACAGAGACCAGUGAAGCUGGAUAGACGGUAGAUUGCAUUUCAGAACUAAACAAGACAUAGCAGACGUUAUGCACAUACAGAACUGGGUAGUGCAGCUGUUUCUGAUGGAGAAUCUGGCAUGCUGCGUUUGCGUUUAACGCCGAAAAAUGAUCGCCUUUCUUUCGCGCAUGGCUAAAUCUUCCCUCGAGAUCUCCAUGAAGAAGGUCUUCCUGCCAGGAUCUCACCGUUACUAUGAUAUCAGUGGAGCCAUCGCGCAUGGAGGUGAAACGAGAGGUGUUUGAUUCGACAUGAGUGCAGGCGCUCAGUGUAGAUGGAGUCUCUGAAUGCCGUAGAGCUCCGUGAACUGGGGGAUGGGAGCGGCCGGGAAUCACAGCAGGCCUCAUCAGCACCGCGGACAGCGACCGGCAUCGAAAACGCGUCGUUCGAGGAUGAAGAACAGGGAACGAGGAUCCGUGUUACGUCGAGAACAUGUGGACCCGACUGCAUGGCGACCGAGCACCAGUCAAAUCCAACGCGUAUUCAGAGAGAAGUGACCUCCCCGCGCUCCGACGACGAGCCCGAGCUCGAAUACAACGACAAUUCGGUGGACUACGGUUUCAUAUGCGCGCUCAUAUUCCUCAUCAGCGGGAUAAUAUUGGUUGUAAUAGCCUACACGAUCCCCAGAGAGGCCAGAGUCAAUCCGGACCAGGUGACAGCGCGCCAGAUGGAAAAACUGGAGAUGUAUUACGCGCAGCUCGGUUCGCACCUCGACAAAUGCAUUAUAGCGGGACUUGGCUUGCUCACACUUGGGGGGAUGCUCUUAUCUGUUUUGUUAAUGGUGUCUAUAUGCAAAGGGGAACUGUAUCGCAGGAGAACUUUCGCCAGGAGACACAUGAAGUCGUACGGAUCUGUUAAUAUGAGAAUGAGACAGUUGGCGGAGGGUGAUGGGAGGGACGCGCUCGUGGAGUGUGAACCGAGCGCUGCCACUGACGCCACGAACGGUAAUGAAGCUCCUAGCGGAGCGCAAAGCACGUAGCACAACCGGAUCACAAGGGUUAGAUACAUUUUCAAAAGGAAACAUCCAUUCUUGUAAGGCAGCAAAGAGGGUUCAGGUUUUGGGUAAGUUUUUCAGUGACUUGACUUAAAAUUGCAUUUUGAUGUAUACAAAGGUUAUGAGGAGAAAUGUUGGUAAAGGUGGAACCUUGGACCUUGUGGAGUUUGCACAAAAUGUUCUUUGUAGUGUUUCCACAGACUGUAAAAUGGAAAAAAUAUGAACCUUUAAAAUUGUUCCUCUUUCGGAUCACCUUUGUUUUUAUUUUGAAGCUAUAAGCAUUUUUUAAAGCCUACACAAAGUAAUGGAGAUAUGAAGAAUGUACGAUUAUAAAUACACUGCUGCCUUGCAAGGACUGCAGUCAUUUUAAGAUCCAGAGCAACAUGCACAACAGAAUGUUAGAGAACAAUGAUUAAUGUCAAAGACCUUUGAUAGAAAGCACAACGGUCAGCCAUCAUAAAGCCAAACUAACUCAACAUGCUGCAAUAUAAACCGCCAUCAGCUACUUUACAAAACUUGAAAUAAAUGUCUGUAUAAUCUUCACUAGAACACUAUGAAUGGAAUACGUGUAAACUAUUAUUAUCCAAGGAUGCGAUAUGCCUUAAGAUGUUACAAAAGUUCAUUAUAUACCGUGAACACAUUUAAACUUGUUUAUUUGUAAAAUGUUAGUGUUUUGUAGGACUUUGAUGUAUAUGUGGUCACUUACAUGUUACGUCACCUCACGUUCACAGAGUAGAGGACAAUGCCAUGCUACCAAGAGAACACACAGACGUAUGAAUGCAUAACAUUUGAAAUGAAAUAUCUAUUUUACAGUAUCUGACAUUAGUAUAAAUGUGCUUAAUAAUAACAAAAAUGUGAACAUUUACUGCGAUGGUGCAAUAUGUCUAUAUUCCAGUAGAAAAUAUAUAUUUCCAUAGCAAUGUUCGGUUUCAAUCACACAACAGAUGCUUUAAGAAAUAUUCUCAACACCCCUUUUAAAAAGAAUAGUUAAGCAGGACACUAUGGUCGCAUUUGACAUUCACGUGUAUUUGAUCGCUCAUACAGCUGGCUAUAUUAUGGCCUUUGUUCCUGCUGAGGUAGUAACUAUUAUAAAGUACACUGCUCGAAAAUACAAGACUGUAAUCAAACUAAGCAGAAACCUAAGAACAGGAGAUGUAUCGCACAUUUUAGAUGUAGUACAGAUAACAGUACAAUAGCCUUCUAUUUGUGAGAGAAAAAACUCAUUUACUUCAGUCUCAGGAAGUGAAUGUUUGGAGUCAUUUUUUGCCAGUAGGUUAAAAUCUUUAAGUUAAAGGAGUAGUUCACCUUCAAAAUGAAAAUUCUGUCAUGGUUUAAACGCCCAACCUGUUUGACUUUCUUUCUUCUGCAGAACACAAAAGACGAUAUUUUGAAAAAUGUUGCAGGUAACAGAAAACCAUUGGUCCCCAUUGACCUGCACCGGUUUUGUAUACAUGCAGUAGAGGUCAAUGGGGACCAAAUAUCUUCAAAGAAAAUCUCACAGGUUUAAAAUGACAACAGGGUGUGUAAAUGAUGGUUUUCCAUUCUGAAGGUGAAUUAUUCCUUUAUAAGAAGAAUAGAGCAACACUUGUGUUUGUUCCUGUUAAGGUGAAAGCAGUUUGUGCGGAUGACAUGAGCACAUGGUGACAAAUGCAGAGAAUAUUGUACUUAUGAUACAAAUCUUUCCUCUAUAUAAAUAUAACAUCUACAGUUGGUAUUUAUUUUCCAGUAGACGACAUUCCAGUUUAUUAGGAUUCUUUAAAAAAAAUGUUUACUAAACAUUGAGGGGCAGUUUCCUGGACAGGGAUUAUUUUAAACCAGGCCUAGGCCUUAGUUAAAAAAGGAUAUUUAAAUCAUUUUUAAAAACAUAAUUAAAAAAAAACAUUACAGGUGUACAUCUUGAGACAAAACAAUCACACUGAUAUAUUUUAGGGAAUGUCAUUGCAAGUUGUUUUCGAUCAAGAAACUUCCAACAUUUAAAUGAAUCUGGGACUAGUUUUAAACCCAGUCCGGGAAACCGCCCCUGAAAGUCUACACAUUGUGUACACAAACUUUACUAUAUAUUGUCCUUAUCAAAUAACCUAUUUGGUGGGUGUAAUUUGUGACGACAUGGGUUUAAACAACUAUAAAAUGUUCCAUGUUCUGCCUGAUGCAACUUUAAGUGCUGAACUCGAUUAGUUGGAUGUUUUGAUAUUCCAUCAUUUUGUAUUGCAUCAAAAAAUUGUACUAUAUAUAGAUGUCAUUUAUUAACUUUAAGAUGUUGGCUAUAGUCUGAUGUGAUAGGGUAAAAAGGAAAAGUGUAUCAUGUCUUUGUGUAAAAUAUUGUCUUGUAAGCACAGAAGAAUUUGUAUUGAGGACACAACCGGUAAUCCACCAGUGUCACCACGCCAGCUGCAUACACAGUGUUUGUCUUAUUACAGUGUUACAGUGGUCAUGCACAAGCCCAUUAACUAAAUAUUAAACCACUGUAUUAAUAAAACAACCCUAAAUGUAAAGCUUUAACUCGGACCUGAAUAGAAAAGAGAAAGUCACAUUGGCUGUUGUUCGGAAUGGAACACCACUGUGUUGUUCACCACAUACUGAAGAAAAUAAAGUAUACUGUUAAAAGGUAGUUGAAAAGUAUGCAAAAUACAAAAUAUAUAAACAAAUGCUUUGGCACGGUGUCACACAUUGCAUGCUCAAUUCUGCAGCACUAUUCAGUUAUUUCGACAAUUUCAUUGCUAUGCGUAACUAUUUAAUGAGGCGGCUAUUUUGUAUCAAAUUGUACGUUCUCAUUUGUGCGUUUUACUACAAUCUGCCCCACCGUUAAAGCCUUUAGGGGUUAAGGGUUUUCAGGGGCUUCAUUAUUGUUAUUUUAAAAGAAAAAUUCAGAUUCUAUCCAUAGUAAACAUUUUCCACACUAAAGAAUAAGUAGCAGUAUGGCUGUGUGCUGUUCCACAGAGCACUGAAUUUCAAAUGAGCACAAUAAAGGGGUUUGUAUUUGUCUUCGAUAAUGAAAAACACAUGCUUGGCUUUGUUACUAAAUUUGCAUCGGUGUAAAAUGUGUGAAGGUUAAUCAAGGAGAGAGCGGCGCAAUGAACCGCUGCACUCCAAUACUGCAGAUAGUUGUGUGCACAUUUUUUAGGGGCCAUGCAGACUGUUAUCCCAUUUUUACUCUUUUUGUUUUUAAAGUGAAAGCAAUGUCGCUGCACUCUGGUAAAUCCCACUUCUUUAAAAAUGUAGGAGGAGUGAACUGCAUGUGUACUAUGUGAGAUGUGCAUUUGAAUUCUGUAACCUCCUGUAUGUCCGAGGCAAAUGUUCACCUUUUGAUACAGUUUCCAUGUGUGAAAUAAACUAUAACAUUUUUGUUGUUA